UCUGGGCCCCAGACGUCUCCAUAAGAACACAGUUGGACUUUCAGGAGCUUCUGGUUGCAGGGCGAACCCCAUUCAUAUUGCUGAACCUGCUGGGUAAAUAACGAAAAUGUUGGCGUUUUUCCUCACUCGCGCACUGCAUGAUGGACACGGAGGAGGAAUUUUGUUGUCAGACACUAAAAGGAGGUUGUCCGUAAUUGACUUUAAGCGGCCAACAGUAAAAUAUUAAGUCUAGCCGUCAGCUUCACUGAGCUCUUCAGCUCCACCUUUCUUGCUCUGAGAAUUGAAAAACCCAGAAGGUUUUGAUGUUUUGUGUGACAUCUUCUGAAUUAGAAACCAAGAUGAACAUAACCAAAGGAGGCCUGGUGUUGUUCUCAGCAAAUUCAAACUCGUCGUGCAUGGAGCUUUCAAAGAAAAUUGCCGAGCGGCUGGGGGUGGAGAUGGGCAAAGUGCAGGUUUACCAGGAACCUAACAGAGAAACAAGAGUACAGAUUCAAGAAUCCGUGAGGGGAAAAGACGUUUUCAUCAUCCAGACAGUUUCGAAGGACGUGAACACCACCAUCAUGGAGCUCCUGAUCAUGGUGUAUGCCUGCAAGACCUCUUGUGCCAAAAGCAUCAUCGGCGUGAUUCCCUACUUUCCUUACAGCAAGCAGUGCAAGAUGAGAAAGAGAGGUUCCAUUGUUUCCAAGUUGCUGGCUUCCAUGAUGUGCAAAGCGGGUCUAACUCACCUUAUUACUAUGGACUUGCACCAGAAGGAAAUUCAGGGCUUCUUCAAUAUUCCUGUUGAUAAUUUAAGAGCAUCUCCCUUCUUGUUACAGUAUAUUCAAGAAGAGAUCCCAGAUUACAGGAAUGCAGUCAUUGUGGCCAAGUCUCCAGCCUCAGCUAAGAGGGCACAAUCUUUCGCGGAGCGCCUGCGCUUGGGGAUUGCUGUGAUUCACGGAGAAGCGCAAGACGCAGAGUCUGACCUGGUGGAUGGGAGGCACUCCCCACCCAUGGUCAGGAACGCUGCCGCCAUCCACCCCAGCCUGGAGAUACCCCUGCUGAUUCCGAAAGAAAAGCCUCCAAUCACAGUGGUUGGCGACGUCGGAGGAAGGAUUGCUAUCAUUGUGGACGACAUCAUCGAUGAUGUGGACAGCUUCCUGGCUGCAGCGGAGACCCUGAAGGAAAGGGGGGCGUACAAGAUCUUCGUGAUGGCGACCCAUGGCCUGUUAUCCUCAGACGCCCCUCGGCUGAUCGAAGAAUCUGCCAUCGAUGAGGUGGUGGUGACCAACACAAUUCCACAUGAAAUCCAGAAACUUCAGUGUCCCAAAAUUAAAACUGUGGACAUCAGCAUGAUCCUUUCAGAAGCCAUCCGCCGGAUUCACAAUGGAGAAUCGAUGUCCUACCUUUUCAGAAACAUAGGCUUAGACGACUGAUCAGCUUCUCUCCGUAGAACCUCCAGGGGCCAAACUGGAAUGAACAGACCGGACUGUGGGCUGCAAUGGAAGAUGCUUGGCGUUGCUUAUUUCACAAGAGCCAAUUUGUUUUCUCCCCAACCCCCUGUUCUUCUGGUUAAUUCCUAUGAAGACAGAGUACUUUGUCAUUGGGUUUGGGUCUUUGCGACUUUUUUGGAGCCAUUUUUAUAAAAGAAAAACUUUAUUCUCCUGUAAAAUUAAAACCUGGAUUUUUGUCGUCGUUGUUGUUUUAGUUAUUUUUAAAAAAGCAAUUAGAAUAAGAUUUUUCAGCUCACAAACAGUCUUUAUGCAAAGUUGCUUGGGCCCAAGUGCUUGAUGAUAAUAAAAUAAAAUUAUCUACUGUGUACCUUCAAUUGAUACAAAAGAUGAUACUGUUAAAUCCAGUAAAUGACAUUUUUAGAAGUGCUUUUAUAGACAAGCAUAUGAAAUAUGUGAUCAUAUUUAUUUUCUGCAACAAAAGAAGGAAUAAAACUUUGUCGUCUGCUUGUGUGUUUUUUACCUUUGUGUUUUAGCGGUUCUUUUAUAACUAAAAUAAAAUAAACGUGAAUUAA
This is a messenger RNA of Echinops telfairi (small Madagascar hedgehog), 2002 nucleotides long. RefSeq names its product phosphoribosyl pyrophosphate synthetase associated protein 2 (gene PRPSAP2). Gene Ontology annotation, molecular function: ribose phosphate diphosphokinase activity; magnesium ion binding. Gene Ontology annotation, cellular component: ribose phosphate diphosphokinase complex; cytoplasm. NCBI's taxonomy places the organism in Eukaryota, Metazoa, Chordata, Mammalia, Afrosoricida, Tenrecidae. The transcript is spliced from 12 exons. The record is from RefSeq and is a predicted model, not a curated record. Gene Ontology annotation, biological process: 5-phosphoribose 1-diphosphate biosynthetic process; purine nucleotide biosynthetic process. Bases 303 to 1412 code for a protein of 369 amino acids.